CCCCGGGCAGGAGGGGGCCGACCCAGGAAGGGGAGACGCUCCUGCCUGGGGCCUGGCAGUCAGCUCUUCGGGUCACAGCAGCCCGGGAGGCAGAGGCCUGAGAGGGGGAGGAGAAAGUGGAAGGCUGGAACCGGCCUUGUGCAGGACCUUGGGGGCAGGUGGAGGCCUGCUGGGGUCCGGGCACAGGUCAGGGGUGGGGAUUUGGCAGGUGGGGGAGAAGAGGAGCCUGAGAAGAGAGGUGGCUGGAUUCGGGGCUGGGGGCAUAGGCCGUCCAGGUGCUGAUCCCGGGUCGGUCGGGUCGGGGCUGUGGGGCUGCGGGCUCUGCCUGGGCAGCCCCUGCAGGGCCUGGCUUGUGAAAUGGGGAAACUAAGUCCAGGAGGGGACAAGCUGGGCAGCAGGUCUGGGGUGUGUGGGGCUAUCUGGGAGUGGAAUGGGAAGCAGCACAGGGCCAGGGAAGCCCGGUGGAGGGCCCCUCACUAAGGGCGCUGGCUUUGCCCCUCCGCCCCAGGCUGUUUCCAAAGGGCUGGCCUGGGUUGGACCGACCUGCCUAGGCCACUAGCCCCUCCUCCAUCUGCCGGCCAGUGUCCAUCAUUUGGCUUCUUACUGCAUAGUUCUCUUUGGGGAAGUUGGUAGCAGGUUGUUUUCGUCACUGGGAAAUGCCCCCUCUCUGGCUCAGCUUGUUUUAAGGUGCUUGGCGUCCUCAGUGUGCUGGCCGCCAGACCCCCUCACUGGCUAGUGGGGGACUUGCUCCCCUGUGUGUGUGCGUGACCUCUCCCGGGUCGCUGCCCCUCUCCAGGCCGGGAACAGUGGCUGCCUUGCCUCCUUUUCUCUCCCACCAUCCCUUCCUUUCCCGCUCCUGAGCCGCCCCCCGCCGCCAUCUGUCUCUGCUCUGGUCCUACAUUUCAGUGGCCCUGGGCAGCACCUGCCUGGCCAGUGGUCUUGCUCUGUCCUCCUCCCUCUUCCUGACCCCACCCACCUGUCCCUUUCCCAGGACUUCCUGCUCUCUUCCCCGCACUGCCAGCUGCGGGUCCUCUUAACUGUGCUCUCUGAGGUGAACCUCACUUGCCUCCCUCCCCGCAGAGCUGCACGGCUUAUGUGACCCCUUCACACCUUAAUUUCUUACCUCUAAAAUGAGCAUAGUGGUCAACACCUCCUGGUGAAUUUAAGAUUAAAUAGAUGGACACACGUGAAGUAUGUAUUCAAUUUGUCAAGUGCCUGCUCUGCUAGACUGUUUCAGGUGGUGGGACAUGGUGUGAGUGAAACUUCUCUCCUCUAGUUUAGGGUCUCUAGGGGAACAGGGGAAAGCAGGGAGAACACAUGCAAAGCAACCGGAACCAACACUUGGCUUUUAUAGCGAUGUCCGUAGGGGUGUUUGCUGUACUUAUUCUCUGGGAAACUGAGGAAAUGAAGGUGGCUGGUGGGGCUGCUGGAGCUGGAGGUGCUAACACCCGAAGGGCAGUGUGGGUGUGGUGUGCGGGGCGGCGGGGAGGCCGGGACAGUGAACGCAGGACUGAGCAUGGCUGAGUGUACAGCAGAGCUUCUGUACGAUCUGAUCCUUGACGGCUUAGGGUGAAAAACCAAUCCAGAAACACUGGGGAGAAAGGACAGCCCGGGAACAUGGGGAACGGAACAGGGGAGGGAUGCGUCUGGUCCAGCGGCCUGUUUAUGUCAGCAGGUCUCAGCCAAAGGGCAACCCUGCACAGUGCCUGGGCUCACGGUGGACGUCUCUGACCCGUCCAGGGCUGGGAAUUAUCCAUCUCAGCAAACCCCGCACCUGGCUGGGGCCUGGCAUGGAGGCUUUGACCUUAACUAGUAACCAAAAGAACAAGGGAUUGGUCUGGUAGUGAGGGAGGGAAAGCCUCCGAGGAGAGUGGGUUUGGAGCUGACCUCUGACAUCACUGCCUGGGGGAGUGGGAAGGAGGCGGAGGAGUUGGGAGGUUGGUUUAGGGGAAGUAGAGGAAUGCAGAUGGGGAUUUUGUUGAGGAGGUGGGGACAGGAGCUGAACACCUUUGCUGGAGUGACCAUUGUGAAGAACACUAAGAAGUGCAUUUGGGAACCCCGGGGUGAGUGGGAAGAGUGAGAAAAGAAUCUUGAGUGUGGAUCCAGGUGCAAGCAUUCCUUUCCUUUCCUUCCCCCUUUCCCUUUUCCGCUUCCCCUUCCUCUUCCCCCUUUCGUUUCCCUUCUCCUUUCCCCUUCCUCCACUCCCUUCCCUUGGCAGUCUCCUUCCCCUUCCUCUCCUGUCCCUCCCUCCUUUAUUCCCCAAGCCCACUCUGCACCUGGACCUGGACCGGUGUCAGCACAGCAGUGGGAAAUCUGGCGCCCACAUGCAAGGAAGGAGCGCCCCAGGGCAAUCUGUUUGAAGUCAGGCCCUGAAGACGAAAAGGACCCACACACAGCUGUGUGCAGGCUGCAACAUGAGUGCAGAUAAGAAAGUGCUCCUGGCUCUGCUGGUGGGGAUACAUUCAUCAGGUGUCAUUGGCCUGGUCCCUUCCUUUGGGGAUCGGGAGAAGAGGGAGAGUCCGUGUCCCCAGGGAAAAUACAGCCACCCUCAAAACAAUUCCAUCUGCUGCACCAAGUGCCACAAAGGGACCUACUUGCACAAUGACUGCCUGGGCCCCGGGCUGGACACGGACUGCAGGGAGUGUGCAAGCGGCACCUUCACCUCCACUGAGAACCACUCCCCUGUGUGCCUCACCUGCUCCAGCUGUCGGAAAGAACUGCUCCAGGUGGAGCUUUCUCCUUGCACAGUGGACCAGGACACUGUGUGUGGCUGCAGGAAGAACCAGUUCCGGAACUAUUAUGGGGAAACAUAUUUCCGGUGCACGGACUGCAGCCAGUGCCUCAAUGGCACCGUGACGAUCCGAUGCCAGGAGAGACAGAACACUGUGUGCCUCUGCCACACAGGCUUCUUUCUGAGAGGCAGCAAGUGUGUCUCUUGCAGCGAAUGUAAGCAAGACUCGGAGUGCACGAAGUUGUGCCCACACCCUGUAGUUAGGCCCCCCCAGGACUCAGGUACCACAGUGCUGUUGCCCCUGGUGAUCCUGUUAGGCCUUUGCCUUUUAUCUUUGCUCUUCAUCGUUUUAAUGUGCCGCUAUCCAAGGUGGAAGCCGAAGCUCUACUCUAUUGUUUGUGGGACAUCAGCACCCGUGAAAGAGGGCGAGCUGGAAGGAAUUACGUCCACUAAGCCCCUCGCCCCGACCCCGGGUUUCAGCCCCACGGCCAGCUGCAGGCUGCCCCCCAGCUCUCCCUCCCCUCCGAGGGGCCCUGGGGACUUCAGGGACGUCGCUGCCCCACCCCUGGGGGCUGAGCCCAUCUUCGCCCCGGGGCUCACGGCGGCGCCCGUCCCCAGGGCCGGCCAUGGCCACAACGGGGAAGACGGCGCCGACAGCCAAGGAGGGCGCUGGCCGGCCGCAGGCCCCGAGCCCGCAACGCUGUACGCCGUGGUGGACGGCGUGCCUCCGUCCCGCUGGAAGGAGUUCAUGCGACGCCUGGGGCUGGGCGAGCAUGAGAUCGAGCGGCUGGAGCUGCAGAACGGGCGCUGCCUGCGCGAGGCGCACUACAGCAUGCUGGCAGCCUGGCGGCAGCGCACCCCGCCACACGAGGCCACGCUGGACCUGCUGGGCCGCGUGCUGUGCGACAUGGACCUCCUGGGCUGCCUGGAGGACAUCCGGGACACGCUGCGGGGGCGGGCAUGCGAGGCCCUGCCCUCCAGUGGCCCUGCACCAAUUGGGGCGCCUUCUCGGGGCCUCCGACUAAGCCUGACGCGCGAUGCCCUGUGACCCUCCGCUCCCCUCCCCGCGAGGAAGACCUCGAGCGGCAGCCUCUUCCGUGGUGCUACCCUGGCGGAGACGCGGCCCAGGCUUUUCUCAGCGGCCUGACACCGCCUGGAGCCUGAGCUGUGCGGGGCCCGGGGUCUGCACAGGCUGAGUUCGGGCGGGAGCUGGCAGCAAGCCCAGGCCUCACGCCGGCCCGCGUGUGCUGGGCCCAGCGGGGCUGGGGACCCUGCGUGGCCCGGGCCUUGUCGCGUAGCUAAGCAAUCUUUGUAUCGGUCUCAUCACACUAAUGGAAGCGGCCUGGCCCUCCCCGGGAGGAGCCAGCCCAGCAGUGGGGCCGCGGCCCGGACUUCUGUGAACACUAAAUUCGACAUUAAACCUCUGCUUCCCGA
Messenger RNA from Heterocephalus glaber (naked mole-rat), 4165 nucleotides. It is a transcript of the gene Tnfrsf1a, whose product is annotated as TNF receptor superfamily member 1A. Lineage: Eukaryota; Metazoa; Chordata; Mammalia; Rodentia; Bathyergidae. The record is from RefSeq and is a predicted model, not a curated record. Gene Ontology annotation, biological process: tumor necrosis factor-mediated signaling pathway; prostaglandin metabolic process; inflammatory response. Gene Ontology annotation, molecular function: tumor necrosis factor binding; tumor necrosis factor receptor activity. Gene Ontology annotation, cellular component: signaling receptor complex; membrane raft.